Pseudomyrmex gracilis is the source of this 2887-nucleotide messenger RNA. Its product is annotated as beta-glucuronidase-like. Lineage: Eukaryota; Metazoa; Arthropoda; Insecta; Hymenoptera; Formicidae. The transcript has 12 exons. The coding region runs from base 856 to 2883 and encodes 675 amino acids. Gene Ontology annotation, molecular function: beta-glucuronidase activity; carbohydrate binding. The record is from RefSeq and is a predicted model, not a curated record. Gene Ontology annotation, biological process: carbohydrate metabolic process; glucuronoside catabolic process.
GCUUUCGAUUAGUUGGGAGACGAAGUUGCGGUUCUCCAAGCAUUAUUAUCCAGUGUUAAGUUCAGGCCUGGACAAUGGUGUCUAUUCGAGGAAAUUAGGGACACCAGUGCUGUGGUAACUCUGUACACGCGCGACACGAGGAAACGAUUUGAUGCUUUGGGAAGGGAAGUCUGCUCUCGUAGGAGGGCACCGUGCCAGGAAGCCGAUAUUGCUGCGAACGAGAAGUGUAUGUGUGUGCGGGUGCGACCGGCUCAUUACUCGAACAGCCUUUCCGAUUAACUUUUGUUCGAAGAUCAUGUAAAACUGUAAGAAGAUCCGGGAAAGAUGUUUUUACUGAAAACAAUCAGACAAAUAAUAAAUAUAAUAAGUAAUGUAAUUAUUUUUGCAUUAUUGGGCAAUUAUUAUGUUGUUCGCGAUGAUAAUAUUGAAAGAUCAAUAUUGAGUUUGCGAUAAGCGAUUUUUUAAAAACACUUAUGUCAAUGAUAACAAUGUUAUCAAAACGUGUUCAGCGCACAAAGUUGUAGAAGAAGUUGCGUGUCAGAAAUUCCUUAAUAGACAAUGCAAGUUCUUUAAUUCAUCACUGAAGGAGAACACAACGCUUUUCUGUUAGUCGAUUGCAGUCAGCUGCCGCGACUAGUCGAUUUUAAAAGACGCACUGUAAACAACAUGCAUGUGUAUCUUCUUCUUCUUGACCUUCUUUUGACCAAAUAUAUACGUAAUAUUCACGCGGUCAUGUAAUAGAUGACUCUGCAUUAUGAAGAAGGAGGGUCAUUUGUCAUGAACUACUUAGAAACAGGCAACGAGAGUGAUAACUAACAGUUCAGUUUGACACAAGAUAAGGAGAUUCGUAAAGGAAUGUGGCACUUAAUCUUCUUGCUGCUCGGCACAGUGAUGGCCGGUGAGUCCGGUUCGGAACCGUUGUCCGAGUAUCCCGAAACGUCAACCGAAACAUCAUUGCCAUAUAAGGAGGCAUUUCCGACACCGCUUCCUGGUCUGCUGUAUCCCAGAGAAAGUGAAUCUCGAGAGGUUCGAUCGCUCGAUGGAUUAUGGGACUUUGUCGUGUCGCCUGAAGGAGAUGCAUUAAGGGGUUACAGAGAAUCGUGGUUUAACGACGACUUAUCAACGGUCGAGGAGAUGAUAAAGAUGCCGGUACCCUCGUCUUACAAUGACAUCACAACAUCGCGGCAACUCCGGGAUCACGUCGGCCCUGUCUGGUACCAGAGAACUUUCUUCGUACCUUCUUCCUGGCGGGAUCAACGUGUUUUCGUCAGAUUCGGUUCGGUCAACUAUCUCGCCCAAGUGUGGGUAAACAGCGCCUUGGUGACGAAUCACGAAAUGGGUCACUUGCCUUUCGAAGCGGAGAUCUCGUCGUACGUAAGCUUCGGUGGCAAGAACCGCAUCACAGUUGCCGUGGAUAACACCCUGCUGCAGACCAGCGUACCUCAGGGUAAAAUCGUGGAGAUGGUCUCCGACAACGGCACUGUGCAUGUGCAAACUUAUACUUUCGACUUUUUCAACUACGCCGGAAUACACAGAUCUGUUUUGCUGUAUACCACGCCACACGUUUACGUUGAGGAUAUCACGGUGAGAACCAGCUUGAUCGGCGACAUCGGAAUAGUCAAGUACAUCAUACAACCGGCCGGAUUGCGUGAGGGAGAAAUAGUAAUCUGCAGAGUUACUUUGCACGAUAAUGACGAUGCCUUGGCGAUCAAGGAGCCCGUUUACGGUUUAUCCGGAACUUUGAAAGUUCCGUUUGCUAGACUUUGGUGGCCCAGAGGCAUGAAUCCUAAGCCAGGAUACCUGUAUACUUUAGAGGUGAAACUGUCAGUAGCAAACUCUACUCAAGUGGACAUCUAUCGGUUGCCGAUUGGCAUCAGAACUCUGGCGUGGAACAACACAAGCCUUCUGCUGAAUGACCGACCGGUGUAUAUGCGCGGUUUCGGCAGGCACGAGGAUUCGAUCAUCAGAGGACGUGGUUUUGAUCUCGUUACUGCUGUGAGGGACCACGAGCUGCUUCAGUGGGUCGGUGCUAAUGCUUACAGAACCAGCCACUAUCCUUAUAGCGAUGAAGUCCUCGACAUGGCCGACAGAUUGGGUUUCCUUGUGAUCGACGAAUGUCCUUCUGUCGACACGGAGAACUUUUCGCCAUCUUUGCUCUCACGCCACAAGGACUCGCUCUCGGAGCUCAUCCGCAGGGACAAGAACCGGCCCUCGGUGAUCAUGUGGUCCUUGGCGAACGAACCGAGGACUCAGCUGCCUCAAGCCGAGGAGUACUUCAAGCAGAUCGCUUUACACACCAAGGCAGUCGAUCCUACCAGGCCAGUCACAAUAGCUCUGGCUCGUGGAGUACAGGAGGACAAAGCUGGUGAGUUUCUCGACGUGAUUAGCUUCAAUCGUUACAACGCCUGGUACAGCAAUGCCGGCAGAAUGGACAUGAUCAUCGACCGAGUUGAAGGGGAAGCCGAAGCUUGGCAUAAAAAGUACAACAAGCCGGUACUCAUGUCCGAAUACGGUGCUGAUACUAUGCCCGGUCUGCACGAGCUACCAGAAUAUGUAUGGAGCGAAGAAUAUCAGAAAGAAUUGUUCUCUAGACACUUCGAAGCUUUCGAUCGAUUGCGAAAAAAAGGCUUCUUCAUCGGCGAGUUUAUCUGGAAUUUCGCCGAUUUUCGUACUGCGCAAACGUUUACUAGAGUGGGUGGCAAUAAAAAGGGAAUCUUCACGAGAGACAGACAGCCGAAAAUGGCAGCUCAUCAUGUCAGAAGAAGAUAUCACGCCCUUUCAAUCAUACUUGAUGGUGCACAGAUACCAAAUGACGUUGAAGAUUAUAUUUCCGAUGACUUCUAUGCCUACUAUUCUCAACACUCGGGCUUUGGGCUGAGUUAAAAAA